This is a messenger RNA of Dothidotthia symphoricarpi CBS 119687, 1004 nucleotides long. Its product is annotated as proteasome subunit beta type-3. The record is from RefSeq and is a predicted model, not a curated record. Gene Ontology annotation, biological process: proteasome-mediated ubiquitin-dependent protein catabolic process. The coding region runs from base 152 to 769 and encodes 205 amino acids. NCBI's taxonomy places the organism in Eukaryota, Fungi, Ascomycota, Dothideomycetes, Pleosporales, Dothidotthiaceae. The transcript is spliced from 4 exons. Gene Ontology annotation, cellular component: proteasome core complex, beta-subunit complex; proteasome core complex.
CCUAACACCGCUCCGAGCAACACGACGACAUUUCCCGGCGUGCUCUCGACUUCUGCCUGUGUGUUGUGGAUAGCAGUAGCGCUCGAUAAGUAAACGAAGCAGGCCAAAAAGAAGAACAGCAAGAAGACGUUGGACAAGGCACAAACACACCAUGUCUUCGCCAUUCUCGAUAAACGGCGGCGCUGCCGUGGCCAUGGUGGGCAAGGACUGCGUCGCCAUUGCCUGCGACCUGCGUCUGGGCAUGCAGGCCCUCACCAUCUCCAACAACUUCCCCAAGAUCUUCCAGUACGGCGACGUGUUCCUGGGCCUGACGGGCCUCGCCACCGACGUCGCGACCGUGUCGGACCUGUUCCGCUACAAGGUCAACAUGUACCGCCUGCGUGAGGAGCGCAACAUCUCGCCGCAGACCAUGGCCAAUCUGGUGUCGUCGUCGCUGUACGAGAAGCGCUUCGGCCCCUACUUUGUCAGCCCCGUCAUUGCCGGCAUCAACCAGACAACGGGGAAGCCCUUCAUCUGCGGCUUCGACAGCAUUGGCUGCAUCGACUUUGCGAAGGACUUUAUCGUCAGCGGCACGGCAAGCGACCAGCUGUUUGGCACGUGCGAGGGGCUCUGGGAGCCGGAUCUGGGACCUGAAGACCUCUUCGAGACCAUUUCACAAGCGCUGCUCAACGCCGUCGACCGAGAUGCGCUGUCUGGGUGGGGUGCACACGUGUACAUAAUCGAAAAGGACAAGGUGACGAAGCGGUUAUUGAAGGGCAGGCAGGAUUGAGGUGGUGGUGGUGGUGGUGAGGAGGAUGACAAUGACGACGAUGAUGUAUACGGAUCGCUGGACAAAACACCACGGCCGUGGCGCGACAAGCCAAGUGUGGCCGAGAUAGUCGGAUAUGAUGAACAUGUUAGAUGGACAUUAUCAAGUCAAUGAUAUGUCGGAUGGAUAUUAUCUAUUCAAUGAUAUGACGAUGAAGAUGCCAACAUUUGAUGUUAGACAUGCGAAGAGGUGUGGU